Bipolaris sorokiniana ND90Pr is the source of this 5166-nucleotide messenger RNA. RefSeq lists its product as uncharacterized. Gene Ontology annotation, molecular function: phosphoribosylformylglycinamidine synthase activity. Gene Ontology annotation, biological process: 'de novo' IMP biosynthetic process. Bases 1 to 5166 code for a protein of 1721 amino acids. The transcript is spliced from 2 exons. The record is from RefSeq and is a predicted model, not a curated record. NCBI's taxonomy places the organism in Eukaryota, Fungi, Ascomycota, Dothideomycetes, Pleosporales, Pleosporaceae.
AUGGCGUUUACCGUACUAUCCGACGCUGAUAUCAAGUCUCUUCUUUGCAACCUUCGCCCAGCCGACGCAGAGAAGCUCACUUCACGCCUCAACCAGGCACUCUGCCAAUACUCGUGCAAUGACGAAGCUCCCUACCAACCACACCGUGCCCAGGUCACGCGUCUAGAUGGGCAGGUCAGUUUGUUCAUGCCCGCCACGACACCUUCAUCCAUUGGUGUCAAGAUUGUGGGUGUCGCCCCAUCCCAGGCCCCGCCUCCGGGCGAGAAGCCCAAGCCUGCGCUGAAGAGCGUCCUCACAAUCUGCGAUGAAUUAGGCCAGGCCGUGGGCGUGCUGAAUGCAACAGAGCUGACUGCCUUUCGCACUGCCUUGGGAACCAUGUUGUUGUAUCGAUAUAGGAAAUCCACACAAAACAUAGUCGUGUUUGGCGCGGGUAAGCAAGCCGAGUGGCAUAUUCGACUUGCCGUUCUGCUUAAGAGCAACGACAUCAGCAAGAUUACCAUUGUAAAUCGGUCUCGAGCCAGAGCAGACCAGUUGGUCGAGUCGUUGACAAGAGCGGGACUCAGUUCGCAUAUCCAAAUCCGAGUCUUUGGGGGAGAUGAGGAUGCGUUGGAGAGUCUGGUCAAGGAAUCGCAGAUCAUGUUUUGCACAACACCCAGCACUACGCCUUUGUUCCCUGCUUCGUAUCUGGCUUCGGAAGCAGAUAAACCUCGCUUCAUCUCCGCCAUUGGCUCCUACCGCCUCGACAUGCAAGAGAUUGAUCCCGAUCUCCUCAGCCAAAUCACCACUCCUUCUAGCCUCUUUGCCUCGCAAGUUCACAACGCGUGCAUCGCCGUUGACAGCAUCAAGGGAUGCAUGGAUGAAGCCGGAGAGCUAGUCAAAGCAGGCAUUGCUACGGAGAGAAUGAUAGAGGUAGGAAAGAUGGAUGGUUUGAGGCAAGACGAUAGGGUCAAAAGGUGGCUGGAACAAGGGUUUGUGGUGUACAAGAGCGUGGGCGUGGGGGUUAUGGACAUUGCAAUCGGCAAGGCCCUGCUGGAGCUGUCAGGGGAGAAGGGGGCGGCACACACGAUGGCGUCGAACGAGGAUCCAUACCUCAUUCUUCCAGGCUCGGCCGCCCACUCCGACUUCCGCCUACAGCGCCUGGCGCAGGCAAUCGGCGCAAAGCAGGUCCGCUCGCUGUGGCUGCAUUUUGUCAAUCCCCUCAAAGAAUUGGCCGAGGACGAGCUCAAGACGCUGCAGCAAAUUCUUCACUAUGGCGAGUAUCCAGAUUCGAACGACCGCCUUGCACAAACGCUCUUCGAUGCCGUCCACCGUGGCAGCGAGCCGUGUGACGGCGAGACGGUCCUCUUCUACGUCAGCCCACGCGCGGGCACAAUCUCGCCAUGGAGCUCUCUGGCCUCAAUGAUUGCACGCACAUGCACCCUUGACCAAGCGGUAAAGCGCAUCGAGCGUGGCAUGGUCAUCGCCGCCACUUUUGAUCGUACCCUAGACGCCGACGAGAUCCCCAAUCGCGACCACCUCUACGACCGCAUGACCCAGACCAUCAGCCGCACUGCGCCCAAUCUCGAGGCCAUCUUCGGCGAGGGAGAGCCUGCGCAGGCGACUACCAUCAGCUUCGACGAGUACCACAGCGCCCAUGCCGCCCUGGACCAUGCCAACAGGGAGCUGGGGCUGGCCAUGGACAAGUCAGAGAUCGACUACCUCGUCGAGGCAUACACCCAGGAACUGAAGCGAGGGCCUGUAGACGUCGAACUCUUCAUGUUUGCCCAAGUCAACUCGGAGCACUGUAGACAUAAGCAGUUCAAUGCCGACUUCACCAUCGAUGGUAUGCGCAAGUCCAUGUCACUAUUUGGAAUGAUCCGAAACACACACCAGAAGAACCCCCAGCACGUCGUCAGUGCAUACAGUGAUAACGCUGCAGUACUGCAGGGUGAAGAGGCGAGCUUCUGGGCGCCCAACGACCUUACGGGCGAGUGGAACGGCGCAAAGGAAACUGUGCAUAUUCUCUGCAAAGUCGAGACACACAAUCACCCAACUGCAGUAUCGCCAUUCCCUGGAGCUGCCACCGGCUCUGGAGGCGAGAUCAGAGAUGAAGGAGCGGUUGGACGUGGCUCUAAGCCAAAGGCGGGCCUGGCAGGCUUCACUGUUUCCGAUCUCAACCUUGAGGGUUUUGAAAGGCCAUGGGAGCUCAAAGACGUUGGAAAGCCUGCGCACAUUGCCAGCAGUCGGGACAUUAUGCUCGAGGCUCCAAUCGGCAGUGCGCAAUUCAACAACGAAUUUGGUCGUCCAUGCACUGUUGGCUACUUCCGCACCAUGCUCAUGCGCGUCUUCACAAACGAAAAGGAGUCCGAGAUCCGAGGAUACCACAAACCCAUCAUGUUAGCAGGUGGUGUAGGUACAGUCAGGCCGCAGCACGCACUCAAGGACCCUGAUGUUGUGCCCGCUGGCUCGCAUCUCCUCGUUAUUGGUGGCCCCGCCAUGCUCAUUGGUCUCGGUGGUGGUGCGGCUUCUAGUAUCCAAUCUGGAGAAGGCAAGGUCGAUCUUGACUUUGCUAGUGUGCAGAGAGGCAACCCCGAAGUCCAGAGGCGAGCACAGGAAGUCAUUGAUACAUGUCGCUCCAUGGGUGACAAGAACCCCAUCCUCUUCAUCCACGAUGUGGGCGCAGGUGGUCUGUCCAAUGCUCUCCCCGAGCUUGUCCACGACUCUGGCCUUGGCGCCAUCUUUGAGCUGCGCGAGGUAGACAGUGCUGAUAAGAGCAUGAGUCCUCUGCAGAUUUGGUGCUGCGAAGCUCAAGAGCGAUACGUACUAGCAGUUGCUCCUGAUCAACUAGACCUCUUCAAGCGCAUCUGCAACCGAGAACGCUGUGGUUAUUCGGUCGUUGGUACGGCUACCAAGGAGCAACGCCUUGUCCUGAAAGAUAGGGACUCCAAGGAAAACCCGACUCCCAUUGAUCUUCCCAUGGCCACACUAUUUGGAAAGCCACCCAAGAUGUCGCGUAUUGUCGAAAGCCGAAAGUUGAGACUGCCAGCCUUCGACAGCAGCUUGUCAAUGUACAUUCCCGACACACCCAAAGAUGGCUUGAUCAACGAAGCUGUCGACCGAGUGCUCACCCUUCCAGCUGUAGGCUCAAAAUCGUUCCUCAUAACCAUCGGAGAUCGAACAGUUGGCGGCCUCACGGUCCGCGACCAGAUGGUUGGCAAGUGGCAAACGCCUGUGGCUGAUGUUUCGGUAACAGCUACGUCGCUGCUAGCUGGAGUCAAGACGGGUGAAGCCAUGACAAUGGGUGAGAAGCCUACUCUAGCUCUCAUUUCUCCAGCAGCAUCCGCAAGAAUGGCUGUAGCCGAGUCCCUCAUGAACAUUGCUGCAGCUAGUCUCUUCGACAGGCUCUCUAGGGUCAGACUCUCAGCCAAUUGGAUGUCUGCUAGCAGUCACCCUGGUGAGGGUGCGGCUUUGUAUGAGGCAGUGGAAGCCAUCGGAAUGGAUCUCUGUCCCAAGCUCGGCAUAUCCAUCCCAGUUGGAAAGGACUCUAUGAGCAUGAAGAUGAAGUGGUCAGAGGGCGGAGAGGCAAAAGAAGUUACCGCACCAAUGUCCUUGGUCAUCACGGCUUUCGCACCUGUUGACCGGAUCGAUCGCACAUGGACACCUGCAUUAGAACGCUUUGAGGGCGUUGGUGAGACUAUUCUCAUGUAUGUCGACUUGGCGGCUGGCAAGAAACAUCUCGGCGGUUCUGCUUUGGCUCAAACGUUUGGUCAGGUCGGCGAUGAGGCGCCUGAUGUCUAUGACGCCGAUGUCAUCAAGGACUACUUUGAUGCCAUUGAUCAACUCCAUGAGGCUGGUAUCGUACUCGCCUACCACGACAGAUCAGACGGUGGUCUCUUCACAACGCUUGUCGAGAUGGCUUUUGCCGGACGAUGUGGCCUUGAAAUCAUGCUGGACCAUGUCGCGGCAUCGAGCGAACCCAAGGACGUCUUGGAGGCGCUUUUCAAUGAAGAGCUUGGUGCUGUCUUCCAGGUCAGGAAGCAGGAUGAGACUGCUUUCAACCGCUGCUUUGCCACCUGCGGACCGCCACCAGGCAUGAUCAAGAAGAUAGGUCGGGUACCUGAGGCCUCGAAGCAGGACAUCUCUUUCUAUGUCGGGACAAAGAACGUCUACCGGAACAGUCGGCAAAAGCUACAACAGCGUUGGGCAGAGACUUCAUACCGUAUGCAGAAACUCCGUGAUAACCCUGUCUGUGCCGACGCAGAGUUCAGUAGCAUUCUCGACGACAAGGAUCCGGGUCUAUCAUACAACCUGACAUUCAAGCCUUCUGAAAAUAUUAUGCCUCUCAUGUCCAAUCUGAAGUCGCCUUUUACGGCUAAGCCUCGUGUGGCUAUCCUAAGAGAAGAGGGUGUGAACGGCCAAGCUGAGAUGGCAUUUGCUUUCCAUCAAGCUGGCUUCUCAGCUAUCGACGUACAUAUGACUGAUAUCAUCUCUGGUCGUGUAUCACUGGCCGGCUUCGUAGGUCUUGCGGCAUGUGGUGGUUUCUCGUAUGGUGACGUACUUGGUGCUGGACAAGGAUGGGCAAAAUCUGUGCUCCUCCAUCCCGAAACACGCAAGGAGUUCCAGGACUUCUUCACACGCCCUAACACCUUCGCCCUCGGUGUCUGUAAUGGCUGCCAAUUCAUGAGCAAACUCAAAGAAUUGAUUCCAGGUGCAGAGCUAUGGCCAAGUUUUGAGCGCAACGCAUCUGAGCAAUACGAAGCACGUGUCUGCAUGGUCGAAGUACUGGACCCCAAGGGCCCCAACACGCCACCAUCAGUCUUCCUCCACGGCAUGGCAGGUUCUAAGCUCCCCAUCGUCACAGCCCACGGCGAGGGCCGCGCUCACUUCUCCUCGUCGGCGUCUUCACCAUCCACACCUCAAACGUUGUACAACGAGAACCUCGUUUCUCUCCGUUACAUCGACAACUACGGCAAGCAAACUGAGACAUACCCUUACAACCCCAAUGGCUCACCAAUGGGUAUCACCGGUGUACGAAGCGCCGACGGACGUGUGCUGGCGCUCAUGCCGCACCCCGAGCGAACUAUCUUGAAGGAAGUGGCUAGCUAUCUCCCCAAGAACAAAGAAGACUGGGAUGAACUCGGACCUUGGUCUCGCAUGUUCAAGAGUGCUAGACGAUGGGUCGGAUAA